CAAUCAUCUACAAUCUGUCGCUAACAGAGCGCGAACAAAAAAAAACGAAAGUGUUCAAAGACAUCUCGAUUCUGUUCCUUGUGCACAAGACUGUCUGUACUGCUGUCAUGCUGAAGAGCUGACGCUUUUCAUAAAGCAGUGCUGAUGUUUGCGCUGGCUGUGUAGCUGCAGUAUGUCAGGGGACUCUCCGUCUGAGAUGAGUCUAACCAAGGAACAUGGACACUUUUAUCCAAAGCAACUUACAAAUGAGGACAAUGGAAGCAAUCAAAAUCAACAAAAGGGCAAUGAUAUAGAAAGAUCAGGCUCAGAUGUGUUCAGCUCUGUGUCUGUGAAGAGUAACUGGUCAAAAGAUGAACCACCGAAAUUCAGUGAGAAAAAACCAUCAUCUACCAAAAGAGAAAGAUCAGGCUCAGAUGUGUUCAGCUCUGUGUCUGUGAAGAGUAACUGGUCAAAGGAUGAGCCACCGAAAUUCAGUGAGAAAAAAACAUCAUCUACCAAAAGAGAAAGAUCAGACUCAGAUGUGUUCAGCUCUGUGUCUGUGAAGAGUAACUGGUCAAAGGAUGAGCCACCGAAAUUCAGUGAGAAAAAAACAUCAUCUACCAAAAGUGUAAGAUCAGGCUUGUGUGUGUCCAGCUCUCCAUCUGUGAAGAGUGACCGGUCAAAAGAUGAACCCCCGAAAUUCAGUGAGAAAAAAACAUCAUCUGUCAAAAGAGAAAGAUCAGGCUCAGAUGUGUUCAGCUCUGUGUCUGUGAAGAGUAACUGGUCAAAGGAUGAGCCACCGAAAUUCAGUGAGAAAAAACCAUCAUCUAUCAAAAGCAACAAAGGACAGAAGACCACAGUAAAUAUAGGUGCAGAAUUUACACGGUGGGAAACUCUAAAAGCACAGAAGGGAAUGAAGAAUGAUGUGGAACUGGCAACUUUUCUUCUUAACCGGAUUCAAUAUGAGAAAUCAGACUUCCAGAAUAACCGCUUCAAAAAGAAUUUCAGAGAAAGUCUUGUCUGGAUCUUCCAGGACCUUGAGUACAAAAUAAUUGUAUUUCUGAAGACUGAACUGGAAAAGUUUAAGAAAAUAUUAAAAAAAGAGAACACACAAUACUUUGUCCAGGACUUUAUAGAGGACAUGUGCAGUGUCAAAGAAGCAGCUCUUGAUAUCACACUUUACUUCCUAAAAAAUAUGAAGCAAGAUGAACUUGCAGACACUCUAAAAGAUGAGCUGGUCUUCAUUCAUCAACGACAACUUAAAUCAAACCUGAAGAAAAAGUAUCAGUGUGUGUUUGAAGGAAUUGCAAAGCACGGCGACUCCACACUUCUGAAGAACAUAUACACAGAUCUCUAUAUCACUCAGGGUGGUAGUGAACAGGUCAAUACUGAGCAUGAGGUAAGGCAGAUUGAAAAAGUUCGCAGGCGUGCUGAGUCACAAGAGAUACAGGUUGAAUGCACAAAUUUGUUUGAAGCAUCUGAACAAGACAAGGAGAUCAGAACUGUACUGACAAAAGGAGUUGCUGGCAUCGGGAAAUCCAUCUCUGUUCAAAAGUUUAUUCUGGAUUGGGCUGAAGGAAAAGAAAAUCAAGAUAUCAACUUUAUAUUUCCUCUUCCAUUCAGAGAGAUUAACUUAAAGGAGAAAGAAAAACAAGGUUUGAUGAGCCUUGUAAGCCAGUUUUUCCCAGAGACAAAAGGACUGAACCUUACAAGAAAUGAUAAAUUCAAAGUCCUGUUCAUCCUUGAUGGAUUGGAUGAAUGCCGUCUUCCUCUAAACUUUAAGGAGAAUGAGACGUGGCGUGAUGUAUCUUCACCAGCCUCUCUGGAUGUUCUCCUGACAAACCUCAUCAAGGGAAAUCUGCUUCCUUCUGCUCUCAUCUGGAUCACCACCAGACCAGCAGCUGCCAGUAAGAUUCCCCCUGACUGUAUCGACCGGGUGACAGAGGUCAGAGGGUUCAAUGAUGCACAAAAGGAGGAGUACUUCAGAAAAAGAUUCACGGAUGAGAAUCAGGCCAAAGAAAUCAUUGAUCACAUUAAACAAUCAAAGAGUCUCUUUAUUAUGUGCCACAUCCCAGUCUUCUGCUGGAUUUCAGCCACUGUUCUCCAGAAGAUUUUGGAGGAGAAAAGAAAUAAUGAUCUGAAAAAUAAUCAGGCUGAUGACGCCUCCAAAACACUUCAGGAAUCAAAUACUGAAGACACUCCUAAGACUUUGACAGAAAUGUACACACACUUUCUCCGCUUUCAGAUGCUGCAGAGUAGACGAAAGUACGAUGGAGAAUAUACACCAGAUGUUUCCUGGAAUAAAGAUGCCAUCCUUUCACUGGGGAAUCUGGCAUUUCAUCAGCUGGAAAGAAACAACUUGAUCUUCUAUGACACAGAUCUGGAAGCCUGUGGUAUUGAUGUCUCUAAAGCAUCAGUGUAUUCAAGCAUGUGUACCCAGAUCUUUAAGGAGGAAACAGGUAUCACUGUUGGUACCAUGUACUGCUUUGUUCACAUGAGCAUUCAAGAGUUUAUUGCAGCCCUUUAUGCACAUCUGUUUCUAGACAUCAACAAGAAAAAUGCAUUUGUUCAAGAGUCUACAGAACAGGAAAACCAAAAUGACACCAUGAUUGAUUUGCUCAAGACUGCAGUGGACAAGGCGCUUGAGAGUGACAAUGGACACCUGGACCUAUUCCUUCGCUUCCUUCUUGGUUUGUCACUUAAGUCUAAAAAAACACUCUUACGAGGUCUAUUGACACAGCAAGAUGGCAGUGACGGCAGUGACCAGAGCACAAAGGACAUAGUUGAGUACAUCAAGCAAAAAUUUCAAGAUAAUCUUUCUCCGGAUAGAUCCAUCAAUCUGUUCUACUGUCUGAAUGAACUGAACGACCAAACUUUGGUAAAAGAGAUUCAAACCCACCUCAGCAAAGGAAGUCUCUCAUCUGCUGAACUUUCUCCUGCCCAGUGGUCUGCUUUGGCUUUUGUGUUGUUGACAUCAGAGGAGGAAAUGGAGGAGUUUGAGCUUCAGAAAUUCAAGAAAUCAGACGAGUGUCUCAUUCGACUGUCACCAGUCAUAAAAACCUCCAAAAAAGCUUUGUUAAAUGAUUGUAAUUUAACAGACAGAAGCUGUUCAGCUCUGGCUCCAGUUCUUGGAUCAGACUCUAAUCUGAAAGAGCUGAAUAUGAACAAUAAUAAUCUGCAGGAUUCAGGAGUGAAAGUGCUCUGCACUGGACUGCAUCAUGUAAAGUGUGAAUUGGAGAUACUAGUGCUCAGUAAGUGUGAGUUGACUAAGGAAAGCUGUUCAGCUCUCGCUUCAGUUCUUAGUUUAGCCUCCAACAGUUUGAAGGAUCUUGACCUGAGCAAUAAUAAUCUGCAGGAUUCAGGAGUGAAGCUGCUCUCUGAUGGACUGAAGAAGAAUUGUAACCUGGAGAAAGUCAGACUUUCAAACUGCAGUAUCACUGAAGAAGGUUAUGAAGCUUUGGCUUUAGCUCUGAAAUCAAACCCAUCAAACCCUUCACACCUGAUAGAGCUGGAUCUCACAGGAAAUGAUCCUGGACAAUCAGGAGUGAAGCAGCUUGAUGAUUUACUACAGGAUCCAAACUGUCAGCUGAAGAAACUAAGGUUUUUGGAUCCUGCUGCAGAUAAAGCCUGUCAGUAUGUGACUAGAAUUGUGGGUGAAAACCCGUUACUCCUGAGAGAGCUGAAUCUGAGUGAAUGUGAACUAGGAGACAAACGAGUGAAUCAGAUCGCUGCUCUACUGCAGGAUAAACACUGUAAACUCAACACACUGACGCUGAAUAAUAACAGUAUUACUGCAAAAGGUUGUGUUGCUCUGACUUCAGCAUUUAUUUUAAAUCCUUCAAACCUGAUAGAGCUGGAUCUGAGUGGGAAUAAACUAGGAAACUCAGGAAUUGAGAAGAUCUGUCCUCUGUUGAAACAUACACAGUGCAGAUUAGAAAAACUGAAACUUUCAGACUGCAGUAUCACUGAAGAAGGAUAUAAAACUCUGAUUUCAUCUCUGAAGUCAAACUCACACCUCAUAGAGCUGGAUCUCAGAGGAAAUUAUCCUGGACAAUCAGGAGUGAAGGGGCUCAUUGACUUACAGCGGGUUGAAUGCUGUAAAUUAAAGACCAUCAGGUUUUUGAAAAGUCCUGCUGCACAGGAAGCGUGUUAUUAUCUCAAUGAAGUACUGGGUAUAAAUCCAUUAGUACUGACAGAACUGGAUCUGAGUGAAGAUAAAAUAGGAGAUCUGGAUGGAGAGAAACUCUCUGCUCUUUUGAUGGACUCUCAUAGCAAACUGGAGAAAAUCAAGCUGAAUAAUUGUGAGCUGACAGAGAAAAGCUGUUCAGUUCUAGCUACUGUUCUCUCCUCCAAAACCAUCCUGAAAGAGAUGAACCUGAACAACAGCCGUCUUCUGGACUCAGGAGUCAAAAAGAUCUGUGAGGGACUGAAGAAUCCUGUGUGUGAGCUGAAGAAACUCAAACUUUCAGACUGCAGUAUCACUGAAGAAGGUUAUAAAGCUCUGGCUUCAGCUCUGAGAUCAAACCCUUCACACCUGAUAGAGCUGGAUCUCACAGGAAAUGAUCCUGGACAAUCAGGAGUGAAGCAGCUCGAUGAUUUACUGCAGAGUCAGUACUACUCACUGAAGACACUGAGGUUGUUACAAAGUCCUGAUGCAGAAGAAGCUUGUAAAUAUCUGAAUGACGUUCUUCACAUUAAAAACCCGUUACUCCUGAGAGAGCUGAAUCUGAGUGAACGUGAACUAGGAGACACACGAGUGAAUCAGAUCACUGCUCUACUGCAGGAUAAACACUGUAAACUCAACACACUGAUUCUGCGUAAGUGUGGUCUAACAGGGGAAGACUGUUCAGCUCUCGCUACAGUCCUGAGAUCAAACUCCAGUCUGAAAGAGCUUGACAUGAGCGACAAUAAUCUGCAGGAUUCAGGAGUGAAGAAACUCCAGAACGGAUUAGAAAAUACAAACUGCACUUUGCGGAAACUCAGACUCUCAAACUGCAGUAUCACUGAAGAAGGUUAUAAAGCUCUGGCUUCAGCUCUGAGAUCAAACCCUUCACACCUGAUAGAGCUGGAUCUCACAGGAAAUGAUCCUGGACAAUCAGGAGUGAAGCAGCUCAGUGAUUUACUACAGGAUCCAAACAGUAAACUGAGAACUCUAAGGUUUUUGGGUCCUGAUGCAGAUGAAGCCUGUCAGUAUGUGAAUAGCGUUCUGGGUGAAAACCUGUUACUGCUGAGAGAACUGAAUCUGAGUGAAUGUAAACUAGAUCAUUCUGGAUUAAUGAAACUUGCUGCUGUACUGCAGGACAAACACUGUAAACUAAACACACUGAUUCUGAAUAACAGCGAUAUCACAGAAGAAGAUUGUCAUGUUCUGGCUGAAGCUUUAAAUUCAAACCCUUCAAAUCUGACAGAACUGAAUCUGAGUGGGACUAAACUCAGAAACUCAGGAAUAAAGAUCUUCUCGACUCUGUUUAAGAAUGAACAGUGUAGACUGAAAAAGCUGAAGUUUAUUUGCAUCAAUAUUACAGAAGAAGGUUGUGCUGCUCUGACUUCAGCAUUUAAUUCAAAUCCUUCAAACCUGAUAGAGCUGGAUCUGAGUAGGAAUGAACUGGGAGACUCUGGAGUGACUGAAAUCUCCACUCUACUGGGAAACUCUCAGUGCACACUGCAGAUACUCAGACUUUCAGACUGCAGUAUCACUGAAGAAGGUUAUAAAGCUCUGGCUUCAGGUCUGAGAUCAAACCCUUCACACCUGAUAGAGCUGGAUCUCACAGGAAAUGAUCCUGGACAAUCAGGAGUGAAGCAGCUCGAUGAUUUACUACAGGAUCCAAACUGUCAACUAAAGACACUGAGGUUUUUGGGUCCUGCUGCAGAUGAAGCCUGUCAGUAUGUGGCUGGAAUUGUGGGUAAAAACCCGUUACUCCUGAGAGAGCUGAAUCUGAGUGGAUGUGAACUAGGAGACACACAAGUGAAUCAGAUCGCUGUUCUACUGCAGGAUAAACACUGUAAACUCAACACACUGACACUGAAUAAUAACAAUAUUACAGCAGAAGGUUGUGUUGCUCUGAUCUCAGCAUUUAAUGUAAACCCUUCAAACCUGAUAGAGCUGGAUCUGAGUGGAAAUAAACUUGGAAACUCAGGAAUACAGAAGAUCUGUCCUCUGUUGAAAAGCACAGAAUGCAAAUUGGAAAAACUAAAACUUUCAGACUGCAGUAUCACUGAAGAAGGUUAUAAAACUCUGGCUUCAGCUCUGAGAUCAAACCCUUCACACCUGAUAGAGCUGGAUCUCACAGGAAAUGAUCCUGGACAAUCAGGAGUGAAGCAGCUCAAUGAUUUACUACAGGAUGGACGCUAUAAAUUGAAGACCAUAAGGUUUUUGAAAAGUCCUGCUGCAGAGGAAGCGUGUUACUUUCUUACUAAAGUUCUGGGUACAAGUCCAUUAUUACUGACAGAACUGGAUCUGAGUGAAGAUAAAUUAGGAGAUCUGGACUGGGAGAAGCUCUCUGCUCUUUUGAUGGACUCUCAUAGCAAACUGAAGAAAAUUAAGCUGAAUAAUUGUAAGCUGACAGAGAAAAGCUGUUCAGUUCUAGCUACUGUUCUCUCCUCCAAACCCAUACUGAAAGAGAUGAACCUGAACAACAGCCAUCUGCUAAACUCAGGAGUCAAAAAGAUCUGUGAGGGACUGAAGAAUCCUGUGUGCGAGCUGAAGAUACUCAAGCUCAGAAACUGUGAUCUAAAUGAGGAAAACUAUUCAGCUCUCACUUCAGUUCUCAGUUCAGACUCCAGUUGUCUGAGGGAUCUUGAUAUGAGCAAAAAUAAUCUACAGGAUUCAGGGGUGAAGCUGCUCUCUGAUGGACUGAAAGAGAACUGUAAACUGGAGAAACUCAGACUUUCAGACUGCAGUAUUACUGAAGAAGGUUAUAAAGCUCUGGCUUCAGCUCUGACAUCAAACCCUUCACAUCUGAUAGAGCUGGAUCUCACAGGAAAUGAUCCUGGACAAUCAGGAGUGAAGCAGCUCAGUGAUUUACUACAGGAUCCAAACUGUCAACUAAAACUGAGGUUUUUGGGUCCUGCUGCAGAUGAAGCCUGUCAUUUUGUGACUGGAAUUGUGGGUAAAAACCCGUUACUCCUGAGAGAACUGAAUCUGAGUGAACGUGAACUAGGAGACACACGAGUGAAUCAGAUCGCUGCUCUACUGCAGGAUAAACACUGUAAACUCAACACACUGAUGCUGAAUAAUAACAGCAUUAAUGCAGAAGGUUGUGUUGCUCUGACUUCAGCAUUUAAUUCAAAUCCUUCAAACCUGAUAGAGCUGGAUCUGAGUGGAAAUAAACUUGGAAACACAGCAAUUGAGAAAAUCUGUCCUCUGUUGGAAAAUGCACAAUGCAGAUUAGAGAAAUUGAAACUUUCAGAUUGUAGUAUUACUGAAGAAGGAUAUAAAACUUUGACUUCAUCUCUGAAGUCAAACUCACACCUGACAGAGCUGGAUCUUAGAGGAAAUUAUCCUGGACAAUCAGGAGUGGAGGGACUCAUUAAUUUACAGCAGGGUGAAUGCUGUAAAUUAAAGACCAUCAGGUUUUUGAAAAGUCCUGUUGCACAGGAAGCAUGUGAGUAUCUCACUGAAGUGCUGGGUGUAAAUCCAUUAUUACUAAAAGAACUGAAUCUGAGUGAAGAUAAAUUAGGAGACCUGGAUGGAGAGAAGCUCUCUGCACUUUUGAUGGACUCUCAUAGCAAGCUGGAGAAGAUGAAGUUGAAUAAUUGUAAGCUGACAAAGAAAAGCUGUUCAGUUCUAGCUACUGUUCUCUCCUCAAAAACCAUCCUGAAAGAGAUGAACCUGAACAACAGCCGUCUGCUGGACUCAGGACUCAAAGAGAUCUGUGAGGGACUGAAGAAUCCUGUGUGUGAGCUGAAGAUACUCAAACUGUCAGACUGCAGUAUCACUGAAGAAGGUUAUAAAGCUCUGGCUUCAGCUCUGAGAUCAAACCCUUCACACCUGAUAGAGCUGGAUCUCACAGGAAAUGAUCCUGGACAAUCAGGAGUGAAGCAGCUCAUUGAUGUCCAAAAGGAUCCAAACUGUCAACUGAAGACACUGAGGUUUUUGGGUCCUGCUGCAGAUGAAGCCUGUCAGUAUGUGACUGGAAUUGUGGGUAAAAACCCGUUACUCCUGAGAGAACUGAAUCUGAGUGAACAUGAACUAGGAGACACACGAGUGAAUCAGAUCGCUGCUCUACUGCAGGAUAAACACUGUAAACUCAACACAUUGACUCUGCGUAAGUGUGGUCUAACAGAGGAAAGCUGUUCAGCUCUCGCUACAGUCCUGAGAUCAAACUCCAGUCUGAAAGAACUUGACAUGAGCAACAAUAAUCUGCAGGAUUCAGGAGUGAAGAAACUCCAGAACGGAUUAGAAAAUACUAACUGCACACUGAAGAAACUCAGACUUUCAGACUGCAGUAUCACUGAAAAAGGAUAUAAAGCUUUGGCUUCAGCUCUGAGAUCAAACCCUUCACACCUGAUAGAGCUGGAUCUCACAGGAAAUGAUCCUGGACAAUCAGGAGUGAAGCAGCUCAGUGAUUUACUACAGGAUCCAAACUGUCAACUGAAGACACUGAGGUUUUUGGGUCCUGCUUCAGAUGAAGCCUGUCAGUAUGUGAAAGGAAUUGUGGGUAAAAACCCGUUACUCCUGAGAGAGCUGAAUCUGAGUGAAUGUAAACUGCGAGACAAACGAGUGAAUCAGAUCGCUGCUCUACUGCAGGAUAAACACUGUAAACUCAACACACUGAUUCUGAAUAACAGCGAUAUCACAGAAGAAGAUUGUCAUGUUCUGGCUGAAGCUUUAAAUUCAAACCCUUCAAAUCUGACAGAACUGAAUCUGAGCGGGACUAAACUCAGAGACUCAGGAACGAAGUUCUUCUCGACUCUGUUUAAGAAUGAACAGUGUAGACUGAAAAAGCUGAAGUUUAAUUCCAUCUGUAUUACUGAAGAAGGUUGUGCUGUUCUGGCUUCAGCAUUCAAUUCAAAUCCUUCAAACCUGAUCGAGCUGGAUCUGAGUGGAAAUAAACUCGGAGACUCUGGAGUGACUGAAAUCUCCACUCUACUGAGAAAUUCACAAUGUUCGCUACAGAUUCUCAGACUUUCAGACUGCAGUAUCACUGAAGAAGGUUAUAAAGCUCUGGCUUCAGCUCUGAGAUCAAACCCUUCACACCUGAUAGAGCUGGAUCUCACAGGAAAUGAUCCUGGACAAUCAGGAGUGAAGCAGCUCAGUGAUUUACUACAGGAUCCAAACUGUCAGCUGAAGACACUGAGGUUUUUGGGUUCUACUGCAGAUGAAGCCUGUAAAUAUCUGAAUAAAGUUCUUCACACUAAAUACUCGUUACUCCUGAAAGAACUGAAUCUGAGUGAAUGUGAACUAGGAGACACACGAGUGAAUCAGAUCGCUGCUCUACUGCAGGAUAAACACUGUACACUCAACACACUGAUGUUGAAGAAUAACAGUAUUACAGAAGAAGGUUGUGCUGCUCUAAUUUCAGCAUUUAAUUCAAACCCUGCAAACCUGAUAGAACUGGAUCUGAGUGGAAAUAAAUUAGGAUGCCUAGGAAUGGAGAAGAUCUGUCUUCUGUUGAAAAAUCCUCAAUGCAAAUUCGAGAAACUGAAACUUUCAGACUGCAGUAUCACUGAAGAAGGUUAUAAAGCUCUGGCUUCAGCUCUGAGAUCAAACCCUUCACACCUGAUAGAGCUGGAUCUCACAGGAAAUGAUCCUGGACAAUCAGGAGUGAAGCAGCUCAAACAAGUACUACAGGAUGAAUGCUGUAAAUUGACCAUCAGGUUUUUGAAAAGUCGUGCAGCAGAGGAAGCGUGUGAGUAUCUUACUGAAGUUCUGCAAAUAAGUCCAUUACUUCUGACAGAACUGGAUCUGAGUGAAGAUAAAUUAGGAGAUCUGGAUGGGGAGAAGCUCUCUGCUCUUUUGAUGGACUCUCAUAGUAAAGUGCAGAAAAUCAAGCUGAAUAAUUGUGAGCUGACAAAGAAAAGCUGUUCAGUUCUAGCUACUGUUCUCUCCUCCAAAACCAUCCUGAAAGAGAUGAACCUGAACAACAGCCGUCUGCUGGAUUCAGGAGUCAAAGAGAUCUGUGAGGGACUGAAGAAGCGUGUAUGUGAGCUGAAGAUACUCAAUCUUUCAGACUGCAGGAUCACUGAAGAAGGAUAUAAAGCUCUGUCUUCAGCUCUGAGAUCAAACCCUUCACACCUGAUAGAGCUGGAUCUCACAGGAAAUGAUCCUGGACCAUCAGGAGUGAAGCAGCUCAAUGAUUUACUACAGGAUCCAAACUGUCAGCUGAAGACACUGAGGUUGUUGCAAAGUCCUGAUGCAGAAGAAGCCUGUAAAUAUCUGACUGAAGUUCUUCACAUUAAAAACCCGUUACUCCUGAGAGAGCUGAAUCUGAGUGAACAUGAACUAGGAGACACACGAGUGAAUCAGAUCGCUGCUCUACUGCAGGAUAAACACUGUAAACUCAACACACUGACUCUGCGUAAGUGUGGUCUAACAGAGGAAAGCUGUUCAGCUCUCGCUACAGUCCUGAGAUCAAACUCCAGUCUGAAAGAACUUGACAUGAGCAACAAUAAUCUGCAGGAUUCAGGAGUGAAGAAACUCCAGAACGGAUUAGAAAAUACAAACUGCACACUGCAGAAACUCAGACUUUCAGACUGCAGUAUCACUGAAGAAGGUUAUAAAGCUCUGGCUUCAGCUCUGAGAUCAAACCCUUCACACCUGAUAGAGCUGGAUCUCACAGGAAAUGAUCCUGGACAAUCAGGAGUGAAGGAGCUCAAUGAUUUACUACAGGAUCCAAACUGUCAACUGAAGACACUGAGGUUUUUGAGUCCUGCUGCAGAGAAAGCCUGUCAGUAUGUGCCUGGAAUUAUGGGUAGAAAUCCCUUAUUUAUGAGAGAGCUUAAUCUGAGUGGACAUAAACUUGACAUAAAAUUAGUGAAUUAUCUCGCUGCUCUACUGAAGGACAAACACUGUCAGCUCAACAAACUUCAGCUGAGUAAUAACAAUAUUACAGAAGAAGGUUGUGCUGCUCUGACUUCAGCAUUUAAUGUAAACCCUUCAAACCUGAUGGAGCUGGAUCUGAGUGGAAAUAAACUCGGAGACUCAGGAAUUGAGAAGAUCUGUCCUCUGCUGGAAAACACACAAUGCAGAUUAGAGAAACUGAAACUUUCAGACUGCAGUAUCACUGAAGAAGGUUAUAAAGCUCUGGCUUCAGCUCUGAGAUCAAACCCUUCACACCUGAUAGAGCUGGAUCUCACAGGAAAUGAUCCUGGACAAUCAGGAGUGAAGCAGCUCAGUGAUUUACUGCAGGAUGGACAGUGUUCAUUAAAGAUCAUCAGGUUUUUGAAAAGUCCUGCUGCACAGGAAGCGUGUGAGUAUCUCACUAAAGUUCUGGGUAAAAGUCCAUUAUUACUGACAGAACUGGAUCUGAGUGAAGAUAAAUUAGGAGAUCUGGAUGGAGAGAAACUCUCUGCUCUUUUGAUGGACUCUCAUAGCAAACUGGAGAAAAUGAAGGUGAAUAAUUGUAAGCUGACAGAGAAAAACUGUUCAGUUCUAGCUACUGUUCUCUCCUCCAAAACCAUCCUGAAAGAGAUGAACCUGAACAACAGCCGUCUGCUGGACUCAGGAGUCAAAGAGAUCUGUGAGGGACUGCAGAAGUCUAAGCUGAAGAUACUGAAACUUUCAGACUGCAGUAUCACUGAAGAAGGUUAUAAAGCUCUGGCUUCAGCUCUGAGAUCAAACCCUUCACACCUGAUAGAGCUGGAUCUCACAGGAAAUGAUCCUGGACAAUCAGGAGUGAAGCAGCUCAAUGAUUUACUACAGGAUCCAAACUAUCAGCUGAAGACACUGAGGUUGUUACAAAAUCCUGCUGCAGAUGAAGCCUGUCAGUAUGUGAAAGGAAUUGUGGGUAAAAACCCGUUACUACUGAGAGAACUGAAUCUGAGUGAACGUGAACUAGGAGACACACGAGUGAAUCAGAUCACUGCUCUACUGCAGGAUAAACACUGUAAACUCAACACACUGAUUCUGUGUAAGUGUGGUCUAACAGAGGAAAGCUGUUCAGCUCUCGCUACAGUCCUGAGAUCAAACUCCAGUCUGAAAGAGCUUGACAUGAGCAACAAUAAUCUGCAGGAUUCAGGAGUGAAGAAACUCCAGAACGGAUUAGAAAAUACAAACUGCACACUGCAGAAACUCAGACUUUCAGACUGCAGCAUCACUGAAGAAGGUUAUAAAGCUCUGGCUUCAGCUCUGAGAUCAAACCCUUCACACCUGAUAGAGCUGGAUCUCACAGGAAAUGAUCCUGGACAAUCAGGAGUGAAGCAGCUCAAUCAUUUACUACAGGAUCCAAACUAUCAACUGAAGACACUGAGGUUUCUGGGUCCUGCUGCAGAUGAAGCCUGUCAGUAUGUGACUGGAAUUGUGGGUAAAAACCCGUUACUCCUGAGAGAGCUGAAUCUGAGAGGACAUGAACUAGGAGACACACGAGUGAAUCAGAUCGCUGCUCUACUGCAGGAUAAACACUGUAAACUCAACACACUGAUUCUGCGUGGAUGCAGUAUUACAGAGAAUCAGUGUCUCAUCCUGACUUCAGCUCUGAAAUCAAACCCAUCACACCUGAGAAAACUGAACCUGAGUGGAAAUAAAAUAGAAAACAAAGGAGUGAAGCAUGUAUCUGAAACACUGAAGGAUGUACACUGUAAACUGGAGAGAUUGAGGUUAAGAGGCUGUUUUAUGACAGAUGAAGGUUGUUCUGCUCUGACUUCAGCUCUGAAAUCAAACCCAUCACACCUGAGAGAACUGGACCUGAGUAGAAAUGAACUAGGAGACGCUGGAUUUGAAAACCUCAGUGAUCUACUGAUGAACCCACAAUGCAAGCUGGAAAUACUAGCACUGUGUAAAUGCAAUAUUAGAGAGAAGCAGUGUGUCUUCCUGACUUCAGCUCUGAAAUCAAACCCAUCACACCUGAGAGAACUGGACCUCAGUGGAAAUAAACUUAAACACACAAGAGUGAAUACAUUUUAUGAUGUACUGAAGGAUUCAUCCUGUAAACUGGAGAAAUUGAGGUUAAGAUCUUGUGAUAUAAAAGCUGAAGAUUGUUCAGCUCUGACUUCAGCUCUGAAAUCAAACCCAUCACACCUGAGAGAGCUGGACCUGAGUGGGAAUGAAGUAGGACAAUCAAGAGUCAUGGCAAACCUCAGUGAUCUACUGAUGAACCCACAAUGCAAGCUGAAGAAACUAGCUCUGUGUGGAUGCAGUAUUACAGAGAAACAGUGUCUCAUCCUGACUUCAGCUCUGAAAUCAAACCCAUCACACCUGAGAGAGCUGAACCUCAGUGAGAAUAAACUAGGAGACUCUGGAGUUGAAAACCUUGGUGUUCUGUUGAGCAGUUCACAAUGCAAGCUGAAGAAACUACAUCUGUGUAGAUGCAGUAUUACAGAGAAACAGUGUCUCAUGCUGACUUCAGCUCUGUGUUCAAACCUUUCACACCUGAGAGAGCUGGACCUCAGUGGAAAUAAAAUAGAAAACAAAGGAGUGCAGAUUCUGUGUGACGUACUGAAGGAUUCACGCUGUAAACUGGAGAGAUUGAGUCUAAAUGACUGUGGUAUUACAGAUGUUGCUGCUUUGGCUCAGUCUUUGGCUGAAAAGAAAGCACUGCAGUUUCUAAAAGAGCUUGAUCUGAGUAACAAUAAAAUAGGAAACUCAAAGCAGCAGCUCAGUGAUCUGCUACGAGACUCAAACUGUAAACUGAGCCUGGAGAAAGAACAAUCACUCUUGAGAGCUGGUGUGAGCUACAUUAGUGGAUGGUUAACUGGGUCUAAAGCUCAGGAGGAAUCUGUGAAAUCAACAGAUCAAGAAAAGUCAUCAUCAGACGAGGAAUCCUCAGAAGCUGAAACAGAAGGGACUCAAGUCUGAUGACGCUCAGAAGAUGUGGAUUAGUAAGAACACAAGUCUAGAAGACCUUCAUCAUAAUCAUGUUAAGAUUAAACUCGUCCAUAAUGAAGCAAUUAAAAUAUUGCUGAUCAUAACUGUGAAUGUAAUUUAGCACUUAUAUAUCAAAUGACAUAAACUGAAAGUCUAAAAUGAAAAUGAAAUUAUUAUGGGCUACAUGUACAGAUUCAAAUCAGUGAUCGAUAAUAGAGUCAUUUUAAAGAUCAGUGAUCCUGUCGUAUUUAUAUUUCUUUAUACCAUUGUUUUAUUUUACAUUUAUGUAUGUUUUACAUCACAUUUCUCUUAUAUUUUAUAUACAGAAUGUGUAUUUAAAUUAGUUUUUGUAAGUUCUGUGUCUGUCUCUUGAGAAACAUGUCUCUGUAGAUCAGACUCUUUGACUGAAGUAAGAGAUGUGGAUGAAUCUGUUCUCUCACAGCGGCCCACACUGAUCUUUACUAGUGUUAGAAUAGAUGUGCUUUCAGUCACUAGUUUAGAUCGUCUGUCUGAUGCUUUUUGUUUAGUGAUUUUAAUCUUCUCUUGUAUUGUAAUGUAAUGUGUUGCAUAUUGUAACUAUUAAAAAUAAAACUUGAUCAUUUUA
Molecule: messenger RNA, 14546 nt
Organism: Onychostoma macrolepis
Lineage: Eukaryota; Metazoa; Chordata; Actinopteri; Cypriniformes; Cyprinidae
Exons: 76
Coding region: 173-13933 (4586 amino acids)
Molecular function (GO): protein binding
Source: RefSeq, a predicted model, not a curated record